Messenger RNA from Pocillopora verrucosa, 725 nucleotides. RefSeq names its product BTB/POZ domain-containing protein KCTD6-like. NCBI's taxonomy places the organism in Eukaryota, Metazoa, Cnidaria, Anthozoa, Scleractinia, Pocilloporidae. Gene Ontology annotation, molecular function: protein binding. The record is from RefSeq and is a predicted model, not a curated record. Gene Ontology annotation, biological process: protein homooligomerization.
CAGUCGACAUGCCGCCAUAUUAUUAAGACGUGGCUACUUUUUCCGCUGGUCUUCGAUACUGAGAAUUUAAGCACACGUUUGAUGAGAAUGGACGAAGUUCAAGAAUUUCCAUCCAUAAUAGACGUAAACGUUGGAGGCAAUGUUUACACCACAUCACUAGCAAGCCUUACAAGAUUUCCAGACUCCAUGUUGGGGGUCAUGUUUAGUGGACGGCGGCCGGUGGCGAAAGAUUCUCGAGGAAAUUUCUUCAUCGAUCGUGACGGGCCGAUGUUUCGGUAUGUGUUAAAUUUCUUGCGCUCUUCCAAGUUGAACCUACCUGACAAUUUUCAGGAAUUUGAUCAGCUCGCUGAGGAAGCCGAUUUUUAUCAAAUUCCUCGUCUCAUUGAAGCCUUGAAAAAAAUCAAAUUAAGUAGUACUGUGGGAAGAAAUCAAGUGAUUCGAAUAACUCUGGACAGAGAUAAGCACGGAUUAGAGACGUUGCUGACGGUUUUCGCCGAGAAGCUCAUCUUACAGGAGAUAUUUAGAGGCUACGACUGCAUCUGUAGCCCUCUCGUAUUUUCGUUCGAUAAAGAACAGGCGGACUCAUCUACUACAGCGAUUCUACAAGAAAUCACUAAUUAUGGUUUUGAGGUGAUGACAAGCCUCUCGCAUCCUGAAGACAAAUCUAUUAAUGAGUGGUUUUUCCUUCGCAAGCGCAAGACAAAUGUACCAAAUUCUUAAUUUUA